AGAGAGAGAGAGAGUGCCGGAAAAGCGUGUUUACACAGACGGCAAACUGCCUGGGGAAUCGUCAGGGAGAGGAAGUCAGCCGGCUCUAUGUCUGCCUGCUCCUACUUCCUGCUCAGAAAAAGAAGCCAGGAUCCUAUUUCAGUCCAGCGGAGCGGUGUAGUAGCCGAGAUAGUCGACAGUCAGUCAGCAUGGAAAAACAGGGGAUCAUACCUAUUUCAUCAUAAACGUUUUCAAGGAGGGGAAGGAAAGGCAAACAAGAGAUCGCAGGUAUGGACAGUGCCAUCACCUUGUGGCAGUUCCUGCUGCAGCUUCUUCUGGACCAGAGCCACAAGCACCUGAUCUGCUGGACUUCCACUGACGGGGAGUUCAAACUGCUCAAGUCCGAGGAGGUGGCCAAACUCUGGGGUCUGAGGAAGAACAAGACUAACAUGAACUACGACAAGCUGAGCAGAGCCCUGAGAUACUACUACGACAAGAACAUCAUCAAGAAGGUGAUCGGUCAGAAGUUUGUCUACAAGUUCGUCUCGUUCCCAGAGAUUCUGAAGAUGGACCCUGCCGCAGUAGAGAUGGGCCUAGCGCCCGGCAGGGUGAAGCUCCACGAGGAUCAGGAUGUCCAGGAUCUGGAUGUUGAAGAGGAAGAGGAGGAUGAGGAAGAGGCCCAACAGCAGAGGCGCGCCCUCGGGGCAGUCCUGGAGGCGGCUGCGGCCCAGCAGGCUGCGUGCCGUAAUGACUACCUCCGCUCCAGCUUCUACUCCUCCUUCAGCAUUAACUCACUCCACCAUCCUCCAGAGGAUCUUAUCCGAGCUCUGAGGGACAGGCAGGACAAGAAGCAGGACAGGAAACAGGAGGAGGCCCGCUCUGGAGUAAUCCGCUUUGGGACCAACCAAGUCGAGAGGACUCCCCCCUCCCCGUCUCCGUCCCAUUCCCACUGCCUGGUAAAGUCGGAGCCCUCUUUCUCCUUCUCUAAUCACUGGCCUUCUAAACCAUCACCCCACCACCACAGCCUCUGCCACCAGCGCCGCUCACCUGCCUCCCCCCACAGCCCCAAUCCACAGCCUGGGCCUGGACGGGGAGGCUGGAGCCCGGAGUCUACGGAGGAGGAGGAUGAAGGGGAGGACUCAGACCAUGGGGCCCAGCCUCUGAAUCUCUCCUCUGGGCAUAGAGAGAGGGAAAGGGCCCUUCAGCCCCCAGAGAAGAGGACCAGUAAUAGCAGUAGGGCUGAUAGUCACGGAGACAGUGGACAUGUACUCCCACCCAAAACAAAGAAGCCCAAAGCCUUAGAGAUCUCUGCCCCGUCCUUGCUCCUUACAGGAAGUGACAUCGGCUCCAUAGCCCUCAACAGCCCCGCCCUGCCAUCCGGGUCGCUCACUCCUGCCUUCUUCACCACACAGACUCCAUCUGGCCUGCUGUUGGCUCACAGCCCUCUGUUGUCAGGCAUCCACUUCUGGAGCAACCUGAGUCCCGUCGCCCCUCUGAGCCCGGCACGGCUGCAAGGACACGGAUCUCUGUUCCAGUUCCCCAGUCUCAUGAACGGACAUCUUCCUGUGCCCCUUCCAAACCUGGAUGGGUCCCCGUCCCCCCUCCUCCUGUCCCCAGCCAACCAUAAGUCCUGAUCCAGGCACUCGAAAUCCAGCCCAUUGGUUUCUACAGUACUUCCGUCUCCUUCAUCAAGCAUCUGUUCAUACAGACUGUUCAUCAUCCACCAAUUUUUUUUUAUUUCUCUAAAAUUCUCUAGUAGUAUUAUCAUUUUUCUUUCCUUUAUGUGCAACGUGCUUACUGUAAAUAAUCAAGAUUGACUCAAGUCAUAACGGCAUGUUGUGGCCUCAGUUUUAUUGCACUUAAGUUGGUUCCAGCUCCAGUUGUGUAGUUGAAAGCACUUGGUUGAAGCCAUACGAUGUGGUGUCUGUGAUGAAACACAUUUCCAGGGCAGAACCCUGUUCAGAGGGACAGUUGUAGUGGAGUGUUGUCAGGGUUUUAGUAAGACAUUACUGUCAUGAGGCUGGUCUCCAAGGCUUGCUUGUUUUUUAAUCUUGUACAAAUUAAUUAAUUUCUAUGCCUCUUUUUAUGAUUUUAAUAACAAAAGGUGAAACAUUGUUUCCAUUGUAUGAAAUGUAUGCACUGUGCCUUUCAAAUAGUACCGGCUGUGCCUUUUAAAAAAUGUAAAAAAAUGGUCGCCAUAUUUUUCCUCCUUAAAAAAUAUAAUUUUAUGAAGACGAGAUUUCAAAUCAAUGAAAAUGCUUCAACAAUUUGUAAUGUUUUUUUUUUUUUUUUUAUACCAGAACUGAUAUAUACAGUGUACAAUUUUAUAUUGGUGAAGUCUUGUUUUUAAUAAACAUGAAUGCUGCGAUACACAGCCUUUUGGUAGGA
Molecule: messenger RNA, 2367 nt
Organism: Esox lucius (northern pike)
Lineage: Eukaryota; Metazoa; Chordata; Actinopteri; Esociformes; Esocidae
Product: ETS domain-containing protein Elk-3
Exons: 5
Coding region: 270-1613 (447 amino acids)
Biological process (GO): regulation of transcription by RNA polymerase II; cell differentiation
Cellular component (GO): nucleus
Molecular function (GO): sequence-specific DNA binding; DNA-binding transcription factor activity, RNA polymerase II-specific
Source: RefSeq, a predicted model, not a curated record